This is a messenger RNA of Schistocerca nitens (vagrant locust), 7214 nucleotides long. RefSeq names its product telomere-associated protein RIF1-like. Gene Ontology annotation, biological process: signal transduction. The record is from RefSeq and is a predicted model, not a curated record. Gene Ontology annotation, molecular function: protein binding. Bases 4 to 6516 code for a protein of 2170 amino acids. Lineage: Eukaryota; Metazoa; Arthropoda; Insecta; Orthoptera; Acrididae. The transcript is spliced from 9 exons.
ACAAUGCUGAAAGCAGUAGCAGAACAUGGAUCAAUUGAAAUAUUGAGAUAUACAUUGAAAUUUUGGAUUGGCUUGCUUCCAAAAUGUAAUGACUUAACUCCAAAUUUGAAACAUGAAAUUGAAAAUAUGUUUGUUGAAAUGGACAAUUCUUUAAAGAGAAAAGAAGAGAAGUUGAAAUGUAAUAAAAACAAAACUGGUUCCAACAAGAAAAGAGUUAGUUUUGCUGAUAAACCGGCUGUUACAACUUACAGUCCUGUAUCGGUAGAUCCAACUCAUUUAAAUGAACUGUCAGAAAAAAUUAGCUCAGUGAAAAUUCAAGAAAACAGAGCAGCAGUAACACUUGAUGGGGAGGAAGAUUCCUCUUCACCAUUCUCUCAAAACUGCCGUGAACAUAAUUUUCCAGAAGGCCGUGUUGUGGUAAAUGAGACACCAACAGUAACUGAUACGGUCAGUCAGAAUGAAAGUAGUGAUGAUACCAUAGGCUUAGUGCGUUCGAAAAAUCCUUUUGCUAGAAGUUUCUUCAACGAUAGACCGAGACGGGGGAGUUUAAUGACAGCAGAAGAGAAGACAAAAGUUACUGUAGAUAACAAAACUAUGGAACCACUACAUGCUUACAAUAAAGUAAAUGUUUGUAAAAAGGACAAAAAAACUACAUUGGUAGAUGGUACUAGAACAGAACAAGAAGACAGAAACAUAGAUAAUUCUUUAAAAGUGUCAGUUCAAGAAAAAAACUGCAAAAGUGUGGCUGAUGACGUUAGUUCUGAAUGUGAUCUUGAGGUGGGAAAUGAUCAUAAAAAUCAUGAAAAUAGCGCUGAUCAAAUUGAGGCAGAAUCUGAUAAAGAGACUAGUGGCACUCAGUGUUUGGUUGCAAGCACACAGCACAGUAAAUCACAACUCUCUUUAAGAAAAAGCCAUGAAAUGUUAGAUGAUAAACAACAUAAGUUAUCUGUUAAGACAUUCAAAUCUGAUGACCAGUUAGAGAGCAACAAAUCUGGUGCUAGAAUUGACAAUGGGCAUUUGAUGGAAGCAGAAAAUGACAGUAUUACAGGGAAACACCUUUCUAUCAACGAUGGACAUAGACAGAAUCUUGAUGUUAAAAAUAGUAACACCAAAGAAGACAAUCGUAGUGAGAGUAGUGUAAACAUUUCUGUUACUGAAACAACAGAGGCUAAACCUCUUUCACUGUUUGGGAAAGUUUGCGAGAGGAACAUUCCAAAACAGCAAAUUUCACCAUCUGUAGAAUCUUGUCCAAGAAAAGAAGUGCCUGCACAGAUGGAAUCUUCAGAAGAUCCCAGUUUGGAGACAUUAUCUGACCAAAACUCACAGUUUGCUAAACCAGAAGAAAAAUGUGCUGUACGAAGGAGAAAGUCCUUGCAAGCCACUGAUUUCCCUGUUCGGCACUCUCCGAGGAGACCACUUACCAAACACCAGAAAGAGUGUCUAAAAAGGAAACGGGAUGAUAUUCCAGCACUUUACUGUGAUCUCUCUGAAGACUCGCAGAGCUCUACAUUUUCUGAAAUGUCACAGGAUGAUUCACAGAUCAGUAUACCAGAACGACUGUCGUGGUCAAAACCAGCAAGACCAGAAGAGAAACAACUGUCAUUUGCACACUUGAGACGUGUAACAAAACCGAAUUCCUUGUCAUCUCUCAUUCAGAAAACUCUUGAAGUACCCGAGGAAGAGUCAAACAAUAAAGUCAGUAAAGGAAAACAGUUUUCUGAUGUCGUUUCUCCAGAGGCUAAGGUUCGUAAAAUUGAUACCACUGACACCGAGCACAGAGACCCUGCAGGACACGAGCGUAACUGCCAAGUGAAUGUUAGCUUAGGACGUACUCUUGCUUCGGAAGAUGGCUCUGUUUUAAACCUUAAAGACAGAACUGAAUAUACAGCUGAAAAUCAGCUUGACGCUGAUGCAGCUGCUGAUAGCAAUAAUUCUGUUAAAGACGACAAAGAAAAUUCUUCAUCUAUUAAGUCUGUUAGCAGUCGUACUGACAACAGUGAACCAGUCAUCUCUUCUGUCAGAACAAUGAUGUCAGAAAACAGUCCGAACCGCAGGAAAUCAUUGCGUCCAUUGAAACGGGUCAUCAGAAAUGUGGGGAAAAAUUCUGUAAAUAACAAAGUUGGUCAUAUCAAUAAGUGGAGAACACAGAACAGGAGAGAAUUAUUGCACCCACUAAAAAGGAUGGUUACCAACAAGGGCAAGAAUUCUAAAAGUUCUAAAUUCAAGCUAUUACAGGGAGGAUUGUUAAAAGAUAAGAAAAAUCUGUCUCCUGGAUGUGGUGCUGUUAACGAGAACACCACUGAUGUUUCAGCAAAUUUGUGCUUGUCCAAAUCAACGGUUUUGGAGGCAGUUUCUAUUUCAGAAAAAAAUCAACUUAAUUGUAGUACAAGUGAAGCCACUGGUAUUAACUCCUCGAAGCGUACUACGCCAUCACCACUAAAGGACUUGACACAAUCUAAGAUUGAUAAAUAUACAUUAAGAUCAAGACUGUCCCCUGAGGGAAGUGUCCCACAAACAAAGAAAUCUGUUCAGCAUGAGCACCAACAAAUGAAAAGCCACACCUCUGGUGGGCUGUCAUCCUCUUUACUAAGGAAUGUUGAAGUAUCAGUUGAAAUAAACCAAAAAGAAGUUCAGGAUGCAGAAAACGUAAUGCGAAAACAUAGGGUCACUGAAAUGGUGAAAUCAGAAUCUAACAGUAAACUGGAGCAAUCCGCAGACAGUAAAAAAACAACUGUAAAACCAGAUGAUGAAGUUUCAGUGCAGUUGAAGCUGGCAUCUACAAGUAAAGAAACAGCUGAAAAACUGAUACUUGAAAGUGUUCCCACAGCCCAACAGGAUGACUCAAACACUGAGAAAAGUAAAUCCAUGAAGUUACGUGGCAGGCCUAGAAAAUCAUUAAGCACAAAACCUGAAACUACUGUUAAAGAUUUGUGUGAUGUGUUACCUGAGACGUCAAAACACAUCAGUGUUAAUGCAAAUGAUAAAAGUUCAGCAUCAGAGGAACAUCCACAAAAUUCAGAUGGUAUUAAGACCCGUAAAGCGAGGCAAAGGAGUGUUAGUGAGGGUAGUAAAACUGGUGUUGAAUGUGAUAAUCAGUUUGGGAAAGCUCACAGAAAAGAAAAGCAUGUGACUGAAUUACUUAGAACUGGGGACAGUGAUUUGUCUUCAUCUUCCAAAGAAGAUAUCCACGAAUGCACAACACUUCAGAGUGAAAAUGAACCAUGUGAGGAGUCACUUUCACUUAAUACUGUGACUGUUCCAAAUGAUACUUGCAGAACUGAAAUAGACACCUCCAUUUUCAGUAAAGGUGUGUCUGGCUCAUUUCCACAGACAGAAGAAGUUGUUAAAUUAAACAGUAGUGACACAUUGCAGAGUGUCUCUACAUGCGGGGAAGAACACGAAAGAAAAUCUACAAAAGAUGAUAAAGCAGGAUGCAGUGUGAAUAAAAUAUCAGGCCAUUUACCAGAUUCUGUGGAUGUACAGCAGUCAGACAACUUGAAACUUGUGUCAGGACCAUAUGUUCAUUUAACGAACAUUAAUGCCAAGUCAAAUGUUGGAAACAAUUUUAACGAACAGUCAAAGUGUACUGUAGGAAGUGAAGAACAGAAGUCCUUGCAGCAGAGUUGUUUGGACACAGAAGAUUUUGUUGAGGAUUCUCAAGAUCUCACAUUGUUGUCCAACAAGAGGUCACGAAAGUGGACACGAAGGGCAAGUGAUGGAAGGAGUACCAGAAGCAGUGCUGAUUCAAGAUCUCAGCAGUUAAUCACACCUGGAAGUAACAAUGCUGAUGAUGCACCACAGUUGGCUAAAUUAAAAGCCCCCAGAGCAAAUGAAGAGAAAGGGACUACCUCUGUCAACCUAGUGAAGACGACUUCAGAUAGUGAUUGCUGUGAGCCUAUUAAUGAAAUUACAGAUUUAGGUCUCUCAUUUGAAAGCACAGUUAAACAGAACAAAUCUAAAGAUAGUUAUGACUCCUCAGAUGCAUGUGUUGAGGAACGUUCAACUGCAUCCAUUCCUUCUGUACAUAAAGUUAAUAAUGUAAAUGAUAAAGAAAUAAAUAUGCUUCACACACUUGGGACUGUUGUUUCAGAGAUAAAAGAUAGCAACACUCUACCACUUCAAGAUGGACAUAAUAGUGAACCAUGUAAAGACACAGUGAAACCUGUAGGUGCAAAAGAUUCAGAACCAGUCAUGAAUACUGCAGACAACACUGUUAUGUCAAAGGUUGCCACAGACAAACUGCAUAGUUCAUCAAAUGUGCCUCCUGUCAGUACAUCAGCAAUGAGACGAUCUCUUAGAGCGAGAAAAAAAUCUAAAUCGCACUGUUGCUUAUAUUCAUCGUGCUGCAGACAAGUGGAUACAAACAAGACUCGUAUAGCAAAAAGAAUAACUGCCAGAAGCCUCAGACUAGCAAGGCAAGGGCAGCUGCAGAGAGCUGAAUCACCUGCAGACAGUGGCAGCGUGGUAUCAGAAAUGAAUAUUGAAUUGCAUGGGGAAUCUGAUCUUCAGUCAGCCAGGCAGAAGAUGGAAUACACAGUACAGACUGAGUCCUCCUUGGAACAAACAUGGUACAAAGAAUACUCAAAAGACCAGAAAGAGGUUGAACUACCAGAAACUAAUUCCAAGACUGAGUCUGGUUGUCUUAAGAGAAAAUCUGUUUCUGAUGAAGAAGUACAAAAAGAUGACGUGUCACCAAAAAAGCAAAAAAAGCGAGUGAGCUUCUCUGAUCCAGAUGUCAGUAGCACAUGUUACUUUGAGGAGUAUCCUAUUGAGGAAAUGUAUAAAGACUAUCAGUGGAUUGCAUGCUCAGGAGGAAUGGCAGAUGAAAAGUCAGAGGACCAGCUUGCCUUAGAUCUGGAAGAUUUAAGAGAUUAUUCUGAAAAUGUUGAAGAGGAUACUAGCCUUCUGGACAGUCAGUCCCCAAUCUGGCCCAGCUUAGCUGGUUGUACAUACCCUGUUGAAGAAGUUGUGAAAUUUGUGGUGGCACCUACAUGGGCCAGAAAUGCUGUAAGGUAUUUUGAAGAGCAGGGGAUAAAAACAAUUGGUGAUAUAAGCAGUAUGGAUGAAGCAAGAAUCAGUGCAUUGCCUUUAAGGGAGCCAAAAGUUGCAGUUGUUAAGAGGGUUCUUAAGGUUUAUGAAGAAAAGCUCAACAGAAUCAAAGCUGGAGCUACAGCAGCAGAAGUUAAUUCAUCACGUUCCCGAAGAAAGGGUCAGCGGAUUCAACGAAGAGGGGGAUUGGCAGCUGUAAUUCGGAAAUCUGAUGAUUACAGUUCUCAGCAGUUAGCGGAUAAAAACUACGCAGUGAAUUUGGAAGGCUUUCAGAAUGAAAGUUCUGAAGUUUGUGAAAUGGUAUUCAAAUCGUUUGGCGACUCUCUCUGUGACAAUGACCGACUACAGUACCAUUCCGAAGAAAGUAAUAGUACAGAUGCCCAGGAAAAUUCAUUCAGUAGUGGUCAUAGCUCUCUAGUGCAGAAGACAGAUAAGAUUUUACUCUCAAAAUUACCAAACACUGACACAGAUCAAACACAACCGGUCAUUGAAACAAGCAUCAGUAGACAAUGUACAAACGAUACCAAAGAUGAAACUUACUGUUCAGGAGUUAGUAAAUCGAAGAAUAAAAUCUCCUCCCGCUCCUCAGGCUAUGAUGAGUGCACAAAGGACUUACCUCUACCCAGUCAGGCAGUUGAGAAAAUAAUGUAUGAUAAUAAUGCAGAGCCGAAAGAUACUAACUUGAAUCAGACAGCAGCAAGUGAAGACAUAGAAACCCUAAACACAAAACAAAACCAUCAGAAACCUGUACAAGAAGAAUUGGUGGUUGUGUCCAAUGAUACUGUAACAGUGAGAAAUUUGGUGAAGACAGAUGUUGGAAGAUCAGAAGAGAGACAAGAAAAAGUUGUUCCAGCAGAUUCUCUUGUGGGUGUGAAGGAGGCCAAUGAAAAUUCUAUACAAUGGCAAGAAGAUGUGUUAAACCAAAAAGAAUUUGAUUCAAUUUUGGGAGACUGGAAUAUAGCCAUGAGUGAUGAUUUAUUGGAAGCAGGAUGCAGGGAAAUACUUGAAAAUGGUAAUUGUAACGAAGACAGUGUACGGUCGGAUAACGAGUUCACAGUGUCUACCAACUUGCGACAAUCCAGAGGAGCUGUUGUGUUUGCAUCUCAUACAGCAUCUGGAAGUGGAAACAAAACAGUAACAGGCCAUCAUACAGUGAUUCAGGAUGAAAAAACCAAAGACAGUGUUGACUGCAGCAUUCCAGAGCUGAAGACUGCAAUUGAGAAACAUUCUCUUGUGAAUGUCACACGAGAAAUCUUGAGGUUGUGGAGAUACAGGGAAAGGUUACGUCAAGAUAUUACUGUUGGAAACUUGCUGAACAGACUGGAGAAUGCGGAAGUAGCAGACUUAAAGCAGCAAACUCACUCAGUUGCUGUACAGGCAAAUAAUUGUUUGUGUGACCCUCAAACUAUUAACACUUUCAAGAUGAUUUAUGAGAAGAUUAGUUUUCCUGGAGAAAGCAAGACGUAACUGGUCAACAGAUAUGAAGUGCAAAUGCUUAAUGGGAAGAAAGACUCUUGAAAAUGGUUAUUUAUCUUCUUUUUUCCAUUGCAUUUAGUAUUAUUUGUUACAUACUUUGUUCCUAAAAUGGAACAUUAUUCAGUUGUGAAUGUAGUGAAUUGCAACCAUAUUUAUAGCUUUCAUGUGAAAGACUUUAGACAAUAUAUUCAAGCCAUAAAAUGUGAUAAUGUUUGCAUUAUGCAUAUAUCCAGUGUAGUGUGGUAAUGUAUAUUAUAAUACUGUUUGUAUUAUGCUCUUAAGAGUCAGCACAAAACUGCCAGUGUUAUUAUAAAAUAAUACAGUUAUUGUCUACAAUAGAAUAAACUGUGUGCAAAUCAUUUUGAAUUUUUUGUGUGCAUGUGGUUUUUUAAUAGAAAUCGGCUAAAGCAUUCAGAAAUAUCUACUUAAGGAGAAGUGACUCCAAAUGGAACAUGACAUAUAUUACUUCGAAACCUCCUGACAAGUUAGAGCAGUGCAUUGGAUCCAGACUUGAACCCACAAUUUUGUCUUUUUCAGUAUCAUACCGACUGAACUAUAAAGGAGGAAGAGCAAGGUUCUGAGUUAGUGCUACAAUGUGGAACAUAGUUUUAAUCAAACAGGAAGUUUCAAAACAGCAUACAUUUUGCUGCAGAAUGAAAGAUUCAUUCUGUGAACAACUUCGUAGGCUA